Molecule: messenger RNA, 658 nt
Organism: Grus americana (Whooping crane)
Lineage: Eukaryota; Metazoa; Chordata; Aves; Gruiformes; Gruidae
Gene: SRGN
Product: serglycin
Exons: 3
Coding region: 80-520 (146 amino acids)
Source: RefSeq, a predicted model, not a curated record
CGAUCUCCUCGCCCCGCUGUAGUUCUGAAGUGUGAAGCCGUGGUGAAGGCUGGUGGCGAGCAAGGGGAGGCCGGCCAAAAUGCAGCUCUUUAUCAGAUGUAAUGGGAGGAUUUUCCUGGCUAUUUGUUUAAUCCUCUUUGUGGGAUACACAGCACAAGGUGCUCCGGUGCAGAAGGCAAGGUACAAGAGAGUGAGGUGCCGACCCGAUGCCUGGUCCGUUAACUGCAUCGAAGAGAAGGGGCCCUGGUUCUACAUGCCCACGGGUGGAGCCAACAGGAUCCUUCCUCCCAUGGCAGACCCGUCCCUGCUGAAGAGCUACCAGGAGCUGAGUGAUAUAUUCCCACUCUCGGAUGAGGAGUCUGGCUCCGGGUCUGAUGCCACAGUGGAAGCAGAUCCAGCUUCUGGGUCGGGGCUUGGUGACGGCGAUGGCUUCUCUGAGGUGAAGCUGCCCAUCUUCCUAGCGGGCCUGCGAGGUGGCGAGCUGAAGCAAAAGCUAACGGAGGAGGAUUUGCUCCUGUAGGGCUGGAGACAUUGGCCUCGUGAUGGCGGCGGUGGCCUCCCUUGCCUCCUGCACCCUUUCCCUACUGCCUGACCCGACGCAAUGGUCACGAAGCUGUUUUAAACCAACUCCAAGUCAAUAAAAACUUUGCCUUAAAAU